Anopheles marshallii is the source of this 2139-nucleotide messenger RNA. Its product is annotated as zinc finger protein 845-like. Gene Ontology annotation, molecular function: RNA polymerase II transcription regulatory region sequence-specific DNA binding; DNA-binding transcription factor activity, RNA polymerase II-specific. Gene Ontology annotation, cellular component: nucleus. The coding region runs from base 28 to 2139 and encodes 703 amino acids. Gene Ontology annotation, biological process: regulation of transcription by RNA polymerase II. NCBI's taxonomy places the organism in Eukaryota, Metazoa, Arthropoda, Insecta, Diptera, Culicidae. The record is from RefSeq and is a predicted model, not a curated record. The transcript has 7 exons.
AAUGUUAUUUCUUGUGUGCAGUUAAACAUGACUACCCCAAAAGAAAGCUCAGAACAACAGAUUCAGUCUAGCUUACCAUGUCUAGAUUGCGAGGGACAGCUAAUUCUUCAGAAGAAUUCCAACGAUGGCGAUGCUAACGAAAAGAAUCAUCAACUCUUCAGUUGCAACUCCUGUGAAUUGCGCUUGGAAAUACAGAUGGAAGACGACUUAUCAAAGAAUGGCACUGAAAAACGCUUUCAGUGCGAUAUCUGCAAUCGAUUCUAUGCGACACCAGUAACACUAAAAGUGCACCGAUUGCUGCACACAACCGGCAAGACUGAGUUAUGUGAUGUUUGUGGGGCCAGAUUUAAAACACGAGGUCAAUUAAAGAUACAUCGGCGCGUUCAUUCGGGUGAAAAACCGUAUAAAUGUAAUGAAUGUGAUAAAUCUUUUCCGUAUAGAGAAAGUCUUAUAACACACUCCACGGUACAUACGCGCAUCAAACCCUUCCUGUGCGUCGUGUGCAAUGCGCGGUUUUCUUGUAUUGGAAAUCUUCUGAAGCAUCGUAAAGUACGUCCAACGAAGUGUGGUUUGGACAGCAUUCCUAUCAGACAUAUCGGACCACGGCCGAAUAAAAAGACAAUGCCAAGUUUAACUGAUCGACAUGACAAAGAGACGCAACCUAAACGGCGGCCGAAAGUAACAAGUCCACACAAAACAACUGACCCCGUUGAUGAGAUCGAAUCAGAUUGUGUUAUUGAAGUGUUUCAGGAUGAAGCGUUUUCAUCGUCUGAGCAGGACGACGAAACCUCUAAUUUUCCAACUCAUGCAAGUCCCGAACAGAUAUUUGCUAAAGAAGAGGAAUUUUUAGAGGGCGAUGAAAACAUCAGCUAUGACCAUUUGUAUGUCGAUAAAGAAUCAAUCACUGAGAAAGAACAUAACAUUAUUGAAACUUCGGAAGGAAAAACAAAUAUCGCACAUGAUUCCAAUAAUUCUGCACAGGAAGGGGAAAAUUCUGUUCAUACAGUUUCCGAUAAUGACGAAAAAGGAAAAUGGGAAUAUGUCCAUGUUGAACCUGAUCAGUCGAGUGAUUUAUCCACGGGAGCAAAAUCACACAAAAAUAGCAACAAACGCCAAAGGAAGCAACAAUCAUUUGAAUCUCUGGAACAGCUGUUAGACAUGGCGAAUGAAGAAUCGUUCCGGCAAGAACAGCAACAAUUGAAGUUAUUGCACGAUCUAUCGGAACCCAUCGGAACGGUUGAUGAGCUCUACCGUUGUAAGCUUUGCCCGCAACAGUACACCACACAGUAUCUGAUGGCGCGCCAUUUAGAACGGUUGCACAGUGUGCCGCUGGAUCGAGCCCGGCAUAAGUUGCAGUAUGUAAAAAAUACUACCAAAUCUGAAAGGCGAUAUCGCUGCAAAUACUGUGAUCAGACGUAUGUCAACCGAACGUGUUUGGGAAAGCACAUCCUUAAACAUGGGCCGGAAGGUUGUUUGAUAUGCAAAUGUGCCUGUUGUGACGUGUAUUUCGGGACGCAAGAAGAAACGCGCCAACACGAACUGGAGCAGCAUCGUGACCGAUUGGAAUGUAAGGUUUGCCAGAAGCUGUUCAAAAAACCCGACCAAGUUCUGCGACACACCCGGUACGCGCACGGCUCCGCCGCGAAAGACCGCAACCAAUAUCUUUGCUCGCAAUGUUCGAAGAAUUUCCCUUCGAGAAUUGCACUGUCCGAUCACGAACGUGGCGGCUGUGGUAAAUCACCAAUCUAUCCGUGUGAUAAAUGUGACAAGCGCUAUUCGAGCUACAACUCACUGAAGAUGCACCGAACGCUGCAUGAAAACCAAUUACCUUUUGUGUGUAGCUUCUGUGGGAAAAAGUUUCGCACCAAGGGCCAGCAAAAGGUGCACGAACGCUCCCAUACGGGCGAGAAACCGUUCCAGUGUGAUAAAUGCACGCGUGCAUAUUCGUAUCGAGAAUCAUUGGUUGUGCAUCUUAGUACCCAUACAGGUGUAAUGCGUUACGGAUGUAAGGAUUGCGAUCAGAGGUUUACAUGCAUUACCAACUUGCAAGCACAUCGCAGAGUAUAUCACAGAUCACGGGUAGCUAGUACGGGUCAACUAAAAAAGAGCCAUGAAACCAAUGAAAUGCUAAUAGGCUAA